Molecule: messenger RNA, 3453 nt
Organism: Huiozyma naganishii CBS 8797
Lineage: Eukaryota; Fungi; Ascomycota; Saccharomycetes; Saccharomycetales; Saccharomycetaceae
Exons: 1
Coding region: 1-3453 (1150 amino acids)
Biological process (GO): regulation of transcription by RNA polymerase II; nucleosome organization
Cellular component (GO): nucleus; chromatin
Molecular function (GO): ATP binding; histone binding; ATP hydrolysis activity
Source: RefSeq, a predicted model, not a curated record
AUGACUGCUGAUGAACAGUAUUGGUCGCAGCUGCGUCCCUUUCAAGGCGGACUGCUGACGCCGGACGAGCAAUCUCGGCAGGAGCGGUAUCUGGUGGCAAGACACCCGAGUAAUGCGGAGACCAGGCGGAACGUUGCUCUGGAUAACACGAGGAAGCGGUUUGAGCAGUUGCUCGGGAUCAGUGGGCUGUUCCGGCAUUUCAUGGUGAACAAGGCGAAGAGUGACCCUGCGUUCCAAAAGAUCCUGGACGGGAUCGACGAGAAGCAGCUUGCCAGAAGCAAAGGCGGGGUCCGGAAGAGGAAGUCCGAAAGGGAGGAGGAUGCAGAAUUGUUGAAGGAUGAGGAGAUGGACGGAGAGGACAGCGACAUUGGGCAAGAGGUGGAAGAGUAUAGAGAAUCGCCCAAAUUUGUCAACGGUGAACUGAGACCUUACCAGAUCCAAGGUUUGAAUUGGCUGAUCUCACUCCACAAAACGGGUUUAUCCGGUAUCUUGGCCGAUGAGAUGGGGCUUGGGAAGACUCUACAGACAAUCUCUUUCUUGGGGUACCUGCGCUACGUCGAAAAGAUCUGUGGUCCAUUCCUUGUCAUUGCCCCCAAAUCCACUUUGAAUAACUGGUUGAGAGAGAUCAACAGGUGGACCCCAGAGGUUAAUGCAUUAGUCUUGCAAGGUGACAAAGAAGAAAGAGCUGCUUUGCUCAGAGACAGAAUCCUAGCAUGCGAUUUCGAUGUAGUGGUUACCUCUUACGAGCUCAUUAUCAAAGAGAAAUCGUACAUGAAGAAGAUCGACUGGGAGUACAUUAUCAUUGAUGAGGCUCACAGAAUCAAAAACGAGGAGUCCAUGCUGUCGCAAGUCAUCAGAGAAUUUACCUCCAGAAAUAGACUGCUGAUCACAGGUACCCCAUUGCAGAAUAACCUGCACGAAUUGUGGGCUUUGUUGAACUUUCUUUUGCCCGAUAUUUUCUCCAAUUCACAGGACUUCGACGCUUGGUUUUCGUCCGAGGCUAGUGAGGAGAACAAGGAGAAGAUUGUGAAACAGCUGCAUACCGUACUGCAACCUUUCCUACUACGUCGUAUCAAAAGUGAGGUCGAGACAUCGCUGCUCCCAAAGCAGGAGAUGAAUCUGUACGUUGGUAUGUCCAGUAUGCAAAGAAAAUGGUACAAGCAGAUUCUAGAAAAGGAUAUUGACGCUGUGAAUGGCUCUAACGGUAACAAGGAAUCCAAAACAAGACUGUUGAAUAUUGUCAUGCAAUUGAGAAAGUGCUGUAACCACCCAUACUUAUUUGAUGGUGCAGAACCAGGCCCACCAUACACCACCGACGAACAUUUGGUGUUUAAUUCUGCUAAACUGAAGGUCUUGGAUAGAUUGCUAGCUAAAUGGAAGGCCGAGGGGUCGCGUGUUUUAAUCUUCAGUCAAAUGUCUAGAUUGUUGGAUAUAUUGGAGGAUUAUUGCUUUUUGAGAAGUUACUCGUACUGUAGAAUUGAUGGGUCCACUGACCACGAAGAUCGUAUCCGGUCCAUCGAUGAAUACAACGCUCCAGACUCGGAGAAAUUCAUCUUCCUGUUGACCACCCGUGCCGGCGGGUUAGGUAUCAAUCUAACCAGUGCUGACAUUGUUGUUCUUUUCGAUUCUGAUUGGAACCCACAGGCAGAUCUGCAGGCCAUGGACAGAGCGCAUCGGAUUGGGCAGAAAAAACAAGUAAAAGUCUUUAGAUUUGUUACCGACGUUUCGGUAGAGGACAAGAUUUUGGAAAGAGCCACUCAGAAACUAGAGACUGGAUCAAUUGGUCAUACAGCAGACAGGGGGCUCAAGCAAGAGCAGAAGGAGAGCAAAGCAGAAUCAAAGGACUCUUUGCUAUCCAUGAUUCAGCACGGUGCCGCUGACGUGUUCGAAGCUAAAAGUAAUACAGCAAGUACGAAUGGAACUCCUCAACCCGAAAACACGAAGAAUCCAAACAAAGGCUCUGGGAAACAAGGAAAUACCAACCAAGACCCUGAUCCAGAGAUUGAUAUUGAAGCUAUCCUAUCGGCAUCAGAAUCGAAAACCCAAUCUUUGAAUGCAAAGUAUGAGUCGUUGGGUCUGGACGAUUUACAGAGAUUUAACCAAGAUUCCGCUUAUGAAUGGAACGGUACUAAUUUCAAAAAACAGAAGAUACAAAAGGACAUCAUUGACCCAAUGUGGAUGCAUCCAACCACCAAGCGUGAACGGAGAGGUAACGAUAACUACAUUGUGGACAAUUACUACAAAGAUAUCCUGAAUCCCAGAAAACCCCCAGCGCCUGUUCAGCCACGGAUGCCUAAACCACGUCCAUUUUAUAGUCAUCAAAUGCAGAACCCCGGACUGAAAGAUCUCUAUGAGAAGGAGCGCUUCUGGAUUGCCAAGAAGACUGCAUAUGUUCCAAAUGACGAUGACGUGAAGGCCCUUUACGGUGAUAAUCUGUCUAAGGAAGAGAUGGCGCAAAAACUAACCUUGAUGAAGAAAACUGUUAAGAUUGCUGAACCGUUAACUGAAGAAGAAGAAGCAUUGAAGGUUAAAUGGGAAACGGAAGGUUUCGGAAAUUGGAAGAUCCUAGAAUUCAGAAAGUUCAUCAGUUUGUCGGGUAAGUAUGGUAGAAACUCUAUUCAGGCAAUUGCUUCUGAGUUGGCGCCUGCAAAAACCGUUGACGAAGUGAGAGCAUAUGCGAAAGCUUUCUGGACCAAUUAUAAAGAUAUUGAGGAUCAUGAUAGACUGAUUAAAAAUAUCGAAGCAGAAGAAGAGAGAUUAAGACGCAUAAAAUACCAGCAAGCGAUUUUAAAGCGGAAGAUUUCUGAAUUUAAGAACCCAUUUUUCGAGCUGAAAUUCAAGUUCCCACCUUCGACUAACAACAAAAGAAUAUUUUCUGAAGAGGAGGAUAGGUUCUUGCUUGUUUCAUUAAACAAAUACGGAUUGGAGAGAAGCGAUAUCUAUGAAAUGAUAAGGGAUGAAAUUAGAGAUUGUCCGUUAUUCCAAUUGGAUUUUUUCUUCCAAAGUAGAACUCCGCUCGAAAUCGGUAGGAGAGUCUAUACAUUGAUGCAAUGUCUGGAGAAGGAAUAUCCACCGGAAACUUUGGCACAAUUAGAAAAAAUUGAGAAGGAUGCCGCUGCACAACCGCCAGUUGCCACUAAAGAAUUAACUGAGAAUCAUAUGACUCCUAAAGUGGAGGAAAAUACGCCUGUGGUCAAAUCAGAGCCUCCAGUCACUGCAUCUUCUGUCGACAGUACCACGACGGAUCCAACACUGCUAAAACAAGAUGCAUCUGAAAGUUCGGAAACCGGGAAAUUACCAGAACUAAUGUCUGAACAAGGUACUAUAAAUAAGCGGCCUCUAGAGGAAAGCACGGUGAGUUCAGAACAGUCUGCUGUGUUGGAGGGAAACCCUGAAACAACCACCCUCCCAGAUGCUGCUUCUACUGAAGUUAAAAGAGCAAAGCACGAAUGA